CAGUUCUCUGGCCCGGAUAGCUCCAAGAGAACUAAGGAAAAGUGGGAAGAAGUUGCUGCGGAUUUAAAUGCAAUCGGGGGAGCCAAUAAAAGUGCUGAGCAGUGGAAAAGAUGUUGGAUUGAUUGGAAGGCGUCCAUAAAGCAAAAAUUUUCCGCAAUCAAAAGGUUUCAAAACCAGACGGGAAACCUUCCAAGCUGUUUAGGACCAGAGCCAUUAGAUAGUUUGGAAGAAGAAGUGGUUAACUUCAUUUUGGUAUCGGAUGUUGUUGAUGGUGAUGCCAAAACUGUGGAGGGUGGAUUCGAUAUACCUCUUCCGGCGCUCGACGAUGACAUUAUAUGUAUGGAAAAGGAGUACCUGAAUCAGGAUGUCAUUGAGGUAUCUGUCAGCAAGACCACCUGCUCCAAAAACAAAAGCCCGAUAAACACGCCACGGCGGAAAAUAGCUAAAAAUUCGAAGCAGAGCAAGGAACCACUGUAUUCGGAGCUAGAGAAGGCAAAAAAAGAACUUGAAGCUCGCCUUUCCAGUCAGGAGAGGUGCAUGAAUGAGGUGAAAGAAGAGCUGAAAUAG
This is a messenger RNA of Rhagoletis zephyria (snowberry fruit fly), 567 nucleotides long. RefSeq lists its product as uncharacterized. The record is from RefSeq and is a predicted model, not a curated record. Lineage: Eukaryota; Metazoa; Arthropoda; Insecta; Diptera; Tephritidae.